Molecule: messenger RNA, 7216 nt
Organism: Oryzias melastigma (Indian medaka)
Lineage: Eukaryota; Metazoa; Chordata; Actinopteri; Beloniformes; Adrianichthyidae
Gene: mypn
Product: myopalladin
Exons: 21
Coding region: 198-5939 (1913 amino acids)
Source: RefSeq, a predicted model, not a curated record
CCACAACCACUGUGCUGACAAAUGUUGCUGCUUUUCCUGGUGACAGGUUAGCAUAGCUGCUCAGCUGCACGUUUGACUGUAAACUAGCAGGUUAAGAGUUGAACCAGGACGGCUGAGCAGCCGCCUGAGUCCCAGACCCCCCCAGGGUGGAGCCUCCCCCCAUCCAGCACAGGUGCACUGCAACGAUUCACAGUAAAAUGCAGGAGAACAACUUUGAGCAGCCGCCGUCUCUGUCUCAGCUCCUCCGGGAGAGCUACCUCGCAGAGGCCAGAGCCCAGCAGCGCCGUGGGGAGAUGAGUCACUCCGAUUCAGCAUCUUCACGCUUCCAGGUUUUUUUGCCCCUGAAAGGCAAAGGUGAGGACGCUGGGGGCCAAAACGACAGCCAAUUCCCAGACCUGUCAGCCUUCCUCAGUCAAGAGGAGCUGGAUAAGAGUGUCAAUCUGGCCCAACAGGCCAUUGGGAAAAAGCCUCAAGAGGUGGAGGUCAAAGCCUCGGCAUCACCAUUAACCACCUCCAACAGCUCCUCAUCUUCAGUUUUGUCCUCCGCUCCCCCCUCUGUUGUUCUUAACACCCAGCCUAUGGGGCUUUUUUCUGACGCCUCAACUGAACCGAGCAUGGAAGUUCAAAAAACAGCAGGGACUCACUCAAGGUUCACAUCGGAAAGAAAGAUGCACAAAUCGCUGGCUCGGCAAGAUGGUUUGAACCGGAACAUCAGGGAUUCUGCUGAGGAGUUCAACGACAGGCAUGUGAAGGGCGCUCCCUACAACCUGGAGACCCAGUCCAAGAAGGAGUUCCUCAACAAGGCAGCAGAUUUCAUCGAGGAGCUGUCCUCCCUCUUCAAGGCCAACAGUUCCAAAAGGGUACGACCCAGAGCAUGCAAGGCUCACAGGACCAGGGCCCCGAGCAAGGGCCAGAACGAAGAGACCGGAUGUCCCCUCAGCUCUGAGGACAGGGAGCGAGCUGUGAUGCCUGUGGAAGUGGAGAAGAAGAGAUGCAGCACCCCGGUGAGCCACCUCCCAACGGUUCUUCAGGAUCCUGAAUGUGCACAAACGGAGGUCCAGAAGUGCCGGAGUGAAGAGGAACCUGAUGAAGCUGUUUCUCAGAAGGCACAGGAGCAGGCUGAAUGUUUGGCCUCCACAGAAACUCCAUUCCAGUCGGAGACUGUGUGUGAGCCUCCUCGUUUUAUUCAGAAACUGAAGAGUAGAGAAGUUCUUGAAGGAACCAAAGUCCAGCUGGACUGCAUUGUUGCAGGACAUCCUGCCCCUGAAGUCCGGUGGUUUUGUGAGGGGAAGGAGCUGGAGAACAGCCCUGACAUUCAGAUCCUCUCCAGCGGUCAGCUGCAUUCUCUCAUCAUAGCAGAGGCCUUCGAGGAGGACACCGGCCGCUACUCCUGCUUUGCAUCUAAUUUCUGCGGAACAGACUCCACGUCAGCUGAGAUCUAUGUCGAAGGAGCCUCCUCCGACUCAGACGUGGAGCAGCUCUUUGAUCAUGUACCCCAGCUGCAAAGAAAACCAUACAAGGCUUCUGUGUGUAGACCCUCAGUGAGUCCAGCGCGUCCCACCGUGGAGAACAAGCUCGAGGCAGCCACAGAGGAACCAGCAGAGGAGCUCUCAACUCCACUAACUACACAAACUACACCCCAAUCUGUUCCUGCCCAGAUUCCCACAGAGUUACCCCCCGUCCCAGACCACUCUGAAACAUCUGCAGCUCUCCCACUGGCAACAGAGCCACCUGUGUUAUCGGUGCAACUCUCUUCAUCUUCAUCAGGAGUUCCUGCAGAGGAGAGCUCCAUCCCAGCCUUAUCAGCAGCACCAACAGAGACCUCUGGACCUUUAAAUACUGUUGUUUCAUCUGUGCAGCCAGUUCUGUUACAUCCAACACUGACAGAGACCUCUGGACCUUUAAAUCUUGUGGUUUCAUCUGUGCAGCCAGUUCUGUUACAUCCAGCACCAACAGAGACCUCUGGACCUUUAAAUCCUGUUGUUUCAUCUGUGCAGCCAGUUCUGUUACUUCCAGGAACGACAGAAACCUCCGGACCUCUAUAUCCUAUGGUUUCAUCUGUGUUACAUUCAGCACCAACAGAAACCUCUGAACCUUUAAAUCCUGUGGUUUCCUCUGUGCAGUCGGUCCUGUUACAUCCACCACCGACAAAAAUCUCUGGACCUUUAAAUCCAGUGGUUUCGACUGCGCAGCCACUUCUGUUUCAUCCAUCACUGACAGAAACCUCUGGACCUCUACAACCUGUGGUUUCCUCUGUGCAGCCGGUCCUGUUACUUUCAACACAGACAGAAACCUCCGGGCCUUUAAAUCCAGUGGUUUCCUCUGUGCAGCCAGUUCUGUUUCAUCCAGCACCGACAGCCCAACUUCCGAGUUCGGUUCCGAACCACAGCGGCCAGCAGGCUUCAGAUGUUCCGCUGGUCAUGGCUGCACCUGUGUUUACAAAGAGCCUGCAGGACUUCACUGCAUCGCAGGGCCAGCUGGUGGUGCUGGAGUGCCGUGUCAAAGGGGCGCCGUCACCACAAGUGGACUGGUUCAGAGAGGGAAAACUCCUGGAAGACUCUCCGGAUUACAGGAUCCUACAAAAAAAGCCCAGAUCUCCGGCUGAAUCAGAGGAGAUUUGCACUCUGGUGAUUGCUGAGGUCUUUGCUGAGGAUUCUGGGAUGUUUACCUGCACCGCGAGCAACAAGUAUGGAACCGUGUCCAGCAGUGCUGCAUUGAAGGUCAAAGGGGAUGGCAGCAACAUAACCCACAUCAGGCCGCUCAGCAGCUCACUGCUGGAGCCCGGUCGAGUCCCCGAGGCCCCCACCCCGCUGGUUAAAACUCAGCCAGAGAUCAGUGUGAGCAGCAGCAUCAAGCCUCAUUCCAGCACCAUCAGUCUGGACCCACUCGUUUCCAGCACACUUCGACUGGACCCACUGAGCAUCAGCCAUCUCCAUCUGGAGCCCCACAGUUACACCACAUCCAGACCAGACCCCCACCGCACCAGCCUGCCCAUCUCCAGCUCUGCCACGAACCUUGAGCCUGGUUCUGUCAACCAGGAGCCCUUCGGAUUCAGUCGGGCACAUCAGGGGGGGCUCAGCGGCAAGAAGAUUUUCCCUCAUCUAAAACCCGGCAGUUCUUUUCCAGCAGCUGAGACCUCCUCUGAGCAGGGAGGGUCCAGACCUUCAGAGACUCUGCUGGUCAAGAAGACCUCGAAGAACCAGAACCAGAGCAGCACCGUAGUGUCCCUCCCUGACCCCCCUCCAAACUCCUGCCUGAAAACAGGCACCAUGACGAACCACAAAGACCCCCGCUCUGGUUCCAGGGUUGGUCUGCGGGUGCACUUCAAACUACCCGAGGAUGAAGAGUACGGCUCCUCCAGCGACUCUGAGGAAGACGUCCUCCUGGCUUCAGCCGGCAAAGAGCCCCCCCCGGUGCGGGCCAAACCCAAACUGGAUCCAAGUCAGCUCCAGCUUCUGCACAACCAGGUCCUCAUGGAGCAACAGCAGGAGAGCGAGUCCCAGCCCCGAACCUCCAGCCGGCCUCCACCCCCAUCCCUUCUGCAGCCUGAGGUCCAAAGCGCACAAGAAAGUUCACUGUGGCCUCCAAGAAUGCAGCGAGAACCCCAGGUGCCAGUUUUCCAGUCUUUUGUGAGCAACGCCCAGCAGAUCUCUGGUCCUCCUCCAACCACCUCCACUCCUGCUUCUGCACUGACCACUGCUCCAACACUCACUACUACGGUUUUACCUCCUUUCAAACCCUCUCCUGCUCCUCCUAUGAGCUUUUUGCACACUCCUCAUGCUAAGACGCUCCCUCCACCUGUCCCACUCCUGAGCUCAGCUCCUGCGCUCAGCACACCACCUCCAGGUCAGAGCAGCACCAUCCACGCCUCCCACUUGAACCUCUCCCCAGCAGCUCUCUCCAGAACUGCCUUUUCCUCCCCCCCUGCACCAAAGCUCAGCAUCCUCCCCACAGAUCUGAACGCACAGCAGAUUACAUCUCCAGCUGCUGUCCUGAGAAGCGCCCACGCCUCCUUAAUGAACCUCACAUCCAUCUCCUCCACCUUCAACUACGCCCGGCCUAAAGAGUUCAUAGCAGCUCAGGCCCAGUCGCCCAUCAUGAGUCCGUCUCCAACAGAAUCUCCUGUUCCUCUGCUGCAGGAGCUGGCCGCUGAGCUCAACUCCUCGGCAGCCAGCUCCCCGAUCCCGCCGCCGUUCUCCCCUCCACUCAGGCUCUCCCCAACAAGGGUGCUCAAGUCCCCCACCAGCCCUCCGUCCCUCGUGUCCUCGCCGACUCCAGGCUCAUUCCUGAACAGCAUGUCCUUCUUACGAGCCCAGUCGCCCCCGCAGGCCUCAUCGCCCACCUCGAGCAGCUCCUCCCCCAGCCCCAUCCAAAACCCGGUGGCCUUCCUCAGCUCCGUCCUGCCGUCGUUGACUCCAAGCCAACCCACCAACGCCAUGGGUCUCCCUAAAGGAGCUCCUCGAGGAGUUCAGAAGAAGACUCCAAAGGUCCGCCUCCCAUCAGCUGAAAACAUCCGUGAGAGCAAAGAGCUCCUCCUUCUUGACCUCGAGAAGCUUCGUCUUAAAGACAGCGCUCCAAAGGCGGAGUACCUGCAGAAGCGGAGUGUUAAGGGGGAAACAGCGAGCAGACUCCUUGGACCAAACAUUCCUGCUACUGUCUUUAACUAUGAUGAGGAGUACAAAGUCUCCAACUUUGAGCAAAGGCUGAUGAGUGAGAUCGAGUUCCGUCUGGAGCGAACGCCGGUGGAGGAGUCGGAUGAGGAGGUGCAGCAUGACGACGUCCCCUCUGGAAGAUGCAUUGCGCCCAUCUUUGAUAAGAAGCUGAAGAACUUCAAGGCGGUGGAGGGCGUGCCGGUUACCUUCUCCUGCAAAGUGGUGGGCGUUCCCCCUCCAAAGGUUUACUGGUUCAAAGACGGGAAGCAGAUCUUGAGGAAAAAUACUCACUACAAGAAGAUGAGGGAGGGGGACGGGACCUGUGCUUUACAUAUAGAGUCCACCACCAGUGAUGAUGAUGGGAACUACACCGUCAUGGUUGCAAAUCCCCAGGGACGAAUCAGCUGCUCAGGUCAUCUGAUCGUCCAAACCGGGCCUCCUCGACAUCGCCUGGCACCCCUCCACCCUCAGAGAGUGCGAUCCCGCGUUCAGGAAGUGGAAGGAGAACAAACUCAGGAGCGCUUUUUUCGGCCUCACUUCCUGCAGGCUCCAGGGGACAUGAUGGCCCACGAGGGCCGACUGUGCAGACUGGACUGCAAAGUAAGCGGUCUUCCCAACCCGGAGUUGAUGUGGCUCGUCAACGGAAAGCCCAUCUAUCCAGAUCUCACCCAUAAGAUGCUGGUUCGGGAGAACAGCGUCCACUCACUGGUCAUCGACCCCCUGAUGCAGAACGAUGAGGGAACGUACACGUGCAUAGCAAGCAACAAGGCUGGGCAGAGCUCCUUCAGCCUGGAGCUGAAGGUCGUGGAAAAAGAGACCAAGCACGCCCCCCAGUUUGUGGAGAAGCUGCAGAACAUGGGCAUCCCUGAGGGCAGCCCGGUGAGGCUGGAGUGCCGUGUGGUGGGCAUGCCGCCUCCAGCCAUCUUCUGGAAGAAGGACAAUGAGACCGUCUCUAAAACUAAAGACAGAAUAAGUAUGACUCAAGAUGCUACAGGAUAUGUGUGUCUCCUAAUCCAGACAACAACCAAAGACGAUGCUGGCUGGUACACAGUGUCAGCGAAAAAUGAGGCUGGGAUUAUUUCUUGCACCUGCAGACUUGAUAUAUAUGCGCAGUGGCAUCAGAGUGUCCCACCGCCCAUGAGGAAAACCCCCCGAACAGGGAGUCGCUACGCCGCUUUGACGGGACAGGGGCUGGACAUCAAGGCCGCCUUCCCCACGUCAGACACCAGCCCCAUCCUGUUCGCCAGCUCCCCCCCCGAAGCCACGCUGGAGAGCGAGGAGCUGUGAGCCGGGUGGGGGCCACGUUCUGUGACCUCCCUGAAGGAGCAAAGGAUGAGCAGAUGUUGCAUUUAUUCAUAGCAGAGGAGCAAACAGCUCCAGCUCUGACAGUGAGUCUGUCACCAUUCCUCAAACACGGAGCCUUUUACACACAAACUAUGCAAAUGAGCAAAGUCUUAGCUCCCGAGCCCCCAAUGCAGGAGGGGGGGUGUCCCGUACAUUAAAAUGGUUUUUACUUUAUUUUCAACAUGAUUCUGAAUUCUGAUCUGCUCUGGAAUGUUGCUGUUGCUUUUUAACAAGCACCUUUAUCAGCUUUUAUUCUGAAAAUCACACACGUUUGAUUUUAAGCUAUACAAUGUAGAUUUAAUCCAUCUGUCCUAUAACUAUUGCAUCAGAGAGGGAGGAGGAUCAGGAAAUGAGCCCAUGUGCUGCCAAUGAAACAACAAUAAAUAUUUAUCAAAGAGGAAACUUAAAUUAUUAAAUCAAAAAGCAGAAUCUGUAAAGUGAUCAGAAACAUCAGACCUUUUGCAGGACCGCUCUGCAGGACUUUCACAGGCAGCUGAUGAUUCAUUCUUCAAAGUUCCCUUCAUCCCAUCACCUGGUGGAUCCGUGUUCCCUCAAAAAAUAAAUACAUAAAAUCCCACCCUUCAAACAAAGUAGGCAAACUUUUUUUUCUAAAAUGUUCCUGAGCUCCUCCCCUCGAUUCUGUGUAGGGAUGCUUCUCUGAGGCCUUCAAAGAUCCUCCAUGGAUACUGAAUGGAAUUCUGCUCCAUCCGGAUUUUCAGGAUUUCCCUUUCCAAGAAAUAGUUGAAGCUGCCUCUCACUGCUUUGAUUUUGUUUUUAAUUUAUUUGAUUUUAAACUUAAGAUUAAUCAAACAAACUGUGAAACUUCAAAUCCCCUGAAAUCUUUCCAGAACAAUCCCAGAAUCAUUUCUCUGCUGCAUUGUCAAUACUUCACAUUUUUGCACCGUUAUUUAAGCGCUUGCCAAAGACACACAAACUCUGUGUCUGUUUAACUAUGAUGCGGUUCAUUUGAAAACUGUCUCUUUUAAGUUUUGUUUCUUGUGAGUUUAUGAAUCUUUGUACUAAAGAGUAUUUAUCGGCUUAAGUUUGUGUUAUUUCAGGUCUUUCUUGUCAGCAUUAAAAUGGAAAACUCAUGAAUAAGACGCUCAAUUCCUGAAUUUUGUUCAAUUUAAGUGCUUUUAAAAAAAGAAAAACUAUAUUCAACUGAUGUAAAGUUGCACACUGUAUAAUAGUUUUGUUUGAAUAAAGUUCUAUUUAUUCUU